Messenger RNA from Nothobranchius furzeri (turquoise killifish), 1970 nucleotides. RefSeq names its product WD repeat domain 12 (gene wdr12). Gene Ontology annotation, biological process: ribosome biogenesis; maturation of LSU-rRNA from tricistronic rRNA transcript (SSU-rRNA, 5.8S rRNA, LSU-rRNA); maturation of 5.8S rRNA from tricistronic rRNA transcript (SSU-rRNA, 5.8S rRNA, LSU-rRNA). The record is from RefSeq and is a predicted model, not a curated record. Gene Ontology annotation, cellular component: preribosome, large subunit precursor; PeBoW complex. NCBI's taxonomy places the organism in Eukaryota, Metazoa, Chordata, Actinopteri, Cyprinodontiformes, Nothobranchiidae. Gene Ontology annotation, molecular function: protein binding.
GUGUUUGACUUUUUUAGCCUUCCUCUACACCACAUGGCCACAGUGUCCUGACUUGGAUGUUGUUACAGAUCUACAGAUAUUAGCUGAUUUUCUUUACUUUUAAUCUGCUCAGAAAACUCGCAGACAGUAGGAAUGUCUCAGUUACAGGCGAGGUUUUUUACGGAGGACAAAAGGUUUGUUGUAGAUGAUGUCCCGUUCUCCAUCCCAGCUGCCUCUGAGGUGCAGGACCUUAGUAACCUGAUCAACAAGCUGCUGGAGACCAAACAUGCAGAAUCUCACAGCAAGGUGGAGUUUGACUUCCUGGUCAAAGGUCAGUUCCUGCGAACGCCACUGUCGUCUCACAUGGAGGCAGAGGGUGUAUCUACGGAGGACGUGGUGGAGAUUGAGUAUGUGGAGCGGAUCACAGCCCCUGAGCCUGAGGAGUGCAUGAUGCACGAUGACUGGAUCAGCUCAGUGGAUGCAGACUCAGAAUGGAUUCUAACGGGUUCCUAUGAUAAGACAGCCAGGAUCUGGUCUGUGGAAGGGAAGCAGGUGAUGACCGUAGCUGGACACUCAGAUGUUGUUAAAGACAUAGCCUGGGUCAAACGAGAUGGCCUGACGUCUCUGCUCCUGACGGCUUCUCUGGACCAGACUGUCCUGCUGUGGGAGUGGAACUCUGAGAGGAACAAAGUUAAAGCCCGCCACUGUUGUCGUGGACACACAGGAAGUGUCGACACAGUGUCCACAGACCCCUCUGGCUCUAAAUUCUGCAGCGGCUCCUGGGACAAAAUGUUGAAGAUCUGGUCUGCAGUGCCCACAGAUGAGGCUGAUGAGGUCGAGGAGCCCGCUGACAGACCCAGGAAGAAACAGAAGACUCAGCAGCUGGGCCUGACUAGGACUCCCUUAAUGACGUUAUCUGGACACGGUGAGGCGGUGUCCUCUGUGCUGUGGUGUGACAACGAGGAGGUCUGCAGUGCAUCGUGGGAUCACACCAUCAGAGUGUGGGAUGUUGAGACCGGAGCCCUGAAGACCACGCUGACGGGCAGUAAAGUGUUUAACUGCAUUUCCUACUCUCCUCUGUGUCGACGUCUGGCCUCAGGCAGCACAGACCGACACAUCCGGCUCUGGGACCCUCGGACCAAAGACGGGUCGCUGGUGUUGCUGUCUCUGACCUCACACACUGGUUGGGUCACCGCGGUCAAGUGGGCUCCGUCCAGCGAGCACCACCUCGUCUCCGGCUCUCUGGACAACCUGGUCAAACUCUGGGACACUAGGAGCUGUAAGGCUCCUCUGUACGACCUGGCAGCUCACGGGGACAAAGUGUUUUGUGUGGACUGGACAGAAAGUGGACUGAUGCUGAGCGGCGGUGCUGACAACAAGCUGUACACAUACAGGUAUUCAGCCUGUCAGACGGACGCGGGGGCGUAGGCACCGACUGCACAGCUCCAACUCCUCCAUCACAAAAGUCAGGACUGAACAGACAUGUUCUUCUACAUCCUGGUUCUUUUGCCCCACAUGGAUCAAUGACUUGUGUUGGUUUCCCUGAAACAAGAAAGGAGUCCUUUUCACAUUUUAUAAUGAUGGAGUUCUCACUGUUCCACCCUUAUGAGAUCAUUUUUCAUGGUCUUACUCAACAUACUGGCUUUCCUAAGCACUCUCCUUGUUUUCAUUUGAACUGUUUUCUUUAUCCUGUUCAGUCUGACCUUUACAUCGUUGUAAAAAGUAACUAAUAUUUUAAAAAACUAUGUACAGACAUGUUUUUCAGAAAUACUUUUUCACAGAUGUUCUCCUGAAGCCAGAUUUUAACAUUUGGUGUGAAUUCUUAGCAUUUCUAACAAUCAUUUGUGUAUAUAUAUAAAUGCUAGACGUCCACUUAUUGAGCCCAGACCGUCCCCCUAGUGGUUGUUUCCAAAACAUGUCUUAAGCAUCACCCACUUCACAAAAACACAUUAAACAAUUUCCUGAUAAAGCAAAUAAAUAUUCACCUCAGA